This is a messenger RNA of Bombus huntii, 3928 nucleotides long. RefSeq lists its product as uncharacterized. Bases 2253 to 2699 code for a protein of 148 amino acids. The record is from RefSeq and is a predicted model, not a curated record. Lineage: Eukaryota; Metazoa; Arthropoda; Insecta; Hymenoptera; Apidae. The transcript has 2 exons.
GAUAUUACUCGUGCUUACAUAUCAACAUUGGUAUUUGAACUUAUCGCAUUAGAUAGCAAAGAAUGAGCAACGAAAUAGAAGUAUUCUUUGACAAAGAAUCUUUUCCCUUUGUCAAUGGAAACAUUGCUCGAAAUGAUCGCCUUUGUUCUGCCAGCAUUAUUGUACCAUGCUUACGAUAUUUUUGUGAACGUAUUUUCUUGUUAACUUAUUCUGAUUCAUACAGUUAACGCGUCACCACAAGGAAAAUUCUAUUAGAGUUACGGCCGAAAAUUAUGAUAACUGAGCUAUUUGACCAUUAUAGACGAUUCAACGCGAGUAAAUAUUUAAUAAUUUAAUAACAAAUUAUUCCAACUAUUUUAAACUUAUUCAAUGCUUUUAUCAAAGUGUAGCGAUGUGAUAAUUUAUCUUGUUGAAGAAAUACAUUUUUUUCAUUUAAAAAGUAACAGCAUAUAGUCUGACCAACGAGACGAGACAGUAAACAAAAUUUAAUUGCUGCAGCUGCAACUUUUGGCUGGCGACUAAUGAAACGCGUAUCACUAAUAAUAAUAGCGGCUACUACGAAGUAGUAACAUAAUAAUAGUAGUAGCAUAUUUUCUAAUAAUUCAAACAAAUUAUUGUCAAAGACGUGCAUGCUCGAUGAACGCGUAAUGUGGAUUUAUUCGAAAAUGAAAAGUCCUAUGCAGCUACAAUUGUUACUCUACAUUUUGAAUUUAUUUUUUCAUAUAGAUUUACUGUUUCUCUAGUUGUACCACUUAUUCGAAGAUAUUCUACAUAGUGAACUUAUCGAAUAAUAAUUACUUUGUGAUCAGUAAAUUUAUCGCAAUCGGAGAUGACAUAGAGGAUGUGUCUAGAAGUUACUUCAUUCGAAAGCCACGAAUAAAAAGGAAACGACCUCCGUCGUACGAAUUGGUGCACACAGCCACGCAAAACUCCGCGCCACCUCCAUCUGUACCACAGGAACCGGAAGAACCAGAGCCGAUGGCUUGUUACAGAUGUUACAAGAAGAAACGGAAGAAAAGCACCAAAAGACCGAAGAGAUGAAACAUGUAAUUAAAUGUAUCAUUUAAGAUAAACAUGAAAAGACUGCUGCAUGGGUUGUAUAAAGCUCUCAUUAAACGUUCACGCGUGUAAUUUCUCUUUGCAACGAUCGUACACUGGCUCACGAACGCUUACCAUAACAAGUUUUCAUCAACACGCAAUUUGUUGAAAUUUUAAUCGUAAUUAUAAUAUUGGUCAAAUUUGAAACUAAUUUAUACACAUAGUACGAUCUCGAGAACCAGUGGACGGAUUUUCAUGCGAUUUUCACCAUUCUUAAAAAGCAUUUCUCGUGUAAGAUUUAGGUUCGUAAAACGUUACCCUAUGACAAAAGGAAACAGGAGUCGAAAAUAUUUAUAAACCAGAGACAAUUUACUGCCAUUCGCAACGCAACGGUGACCUUCUACGCUAGAAUUGUAUUUUGUUUAGAAUCGUUGCCACUAUACAUAUAACGAAGUCAUGCGAUCCCCCCUCUCCAAGCAGCGUCUUUUUCUUUUUAGCGUAUGGCAUGUCAGAAACUGCUUCGCGACGAUAUUGUUUCACGGACUAUGAAAUGUUUACCGAGCCAAUAGAAAUUCACAAAAUCGUCGUCCAUAUUAUUAAAAACGAUUAUAUUAAGGUUCAGGACAAAGACCGGUCAUAUGAGCUGGUUAGAAAAUAUAUGUAGAGACGACAAGAUAUUUAUUGCAAACAUACACUUAGUAACUUAGCAUACAACAAGAAUAAUUUAAUAAUUAAUAAAAUAUACGAUUAAUGCUAAAGAUGGUCUCAUUGAAUACUGUAGUUUACUAUUAUAAUUAAUAAUUGACCUUUUAAAUACUUCUACGGUCUUUGCGAAAUGUAUACUUGCAACAAAUAUUUUGUAACUUCUAUAUCUAUACAUUUUCAGGUACAUUCCAAAUUUCACAAUUUUUUUGUACAACUCGUAUAAUAUGUCCAUGAAAAGUUUCUUUAAAUAUCCAGAUACUUCGACGAGUCAUUGUGUGUCUAUUUCGUAAAAUAUAUUUUGCCAUUCGACCAUGUAUAACUCCAACAACCGCAAAUUACCGAAUGAUGAGCGAACCAUCCGAAAUUCGUCAGAGUUGAUCCCGUGUUAUUUGAAAGUCAUAGAAGUCCGUCAGCCGUGAAAUUCGCCGAAGUUAAUUUCUCACGAAACAAAGCAAAGAACGAUAAUUUUAUGUCGCCGUUUCGAGACGUUUCGUUUCGUGAACCUCACAAUGAAAGAAUUAUCAAGGACGCACGAAUGGCCCACAAGGUUAAGCCUCAUCGUUAUUCUGCUGCGAUACGAUGUCCUCGGCACGAUCGACGUCAAUUUAAACGAGCUGGAAUAUUUAGCCGCACGCCUUAAUCCUUUCGAGUGUCGACGCUUGAUAGCUGCGCUUCAUUAUAUCACUUACGAUCUACCGAACAAUCUCGCAGCUGCUGAACGUAACGUGGACGACGAUAUACCUUGCAUCCGCCAUCUUUUGCAUUGGAAUAGUUCUCCAGCUGAAGGCAAAGGAAACACUCACGAGAUUUUAACCCACAGACUUCGUCAAAUAAAUCGAAAUGAUCUGGCAGAUUGGUUAGGAAAAUCCUCGUUCGUGCAAAUAGGGAAAGAUCUCGACAGGGCACUGGUAAACACGUUCGAUGAACUCGUCAAAGAAGAAACGGAAUUGCCGUAAGUAAUCUUGAUGAAAUUUUUCGAUUACCGUUUAAAUAACGGUACGGUUUGAGUAUAACAUAUCGGUUUAACAAAUUUUUCUUUCGACAGAAUAAAACACGCAUUAAGUCUCACAGAAUAUAAAUACGAAGUUCUUUAUCUUCAUCUAAAUAAAAAUUCCAUUUAAUAAGACCGAAGAAAAAUCUUCUCUAUAAUACUAUCAUAAUGUAGUUUUAUACUUUAUUUCAAGUAGAUACUAUUCCGAAAUUAUUUUCGUAUUUUACAAUCAACUUGAGAGUAUCAAUUAUACAUUCUUUUACAAUCUUGAACUUUUAGUGUAUCAUCCUCCAAAAAUAUGAAUUGCCAUCACCUCUAUAUCUAUUUAAUAAAAUGUAAUGUUUCUUUGAAAAUAAAAGCAUCAUAGCCAUGAACAGCCUUAAUUGUCGGUACAUUUGCAUUUAUCGUUUCAAAUUUCACAGUUAUCCAGUAACGCUUGAAUCAUUCAAACGCCAUGAAGAAGAAGAUCCUUGGCUGCAAAUUGAUGUUAUUCUCAUGGCAACCUUAUUAGGACUACUAGGAACCCUACUAACACUGAUAUGUUACACAGUAUUGCAAAAGAUCAGACAGCACUUUCGUAAAACCAAGUACAAGUACGAUUAUCAUUUUCCGCAUAUUUUUGCCGUGUUAUAGAUACCAAUAACAAAAAUUGUCUAUUUGUUUCGUGUUUCGUUUUACACAAAUAUAUAUAUAUAUGCAGGAUGUACAAAAAAAUGGGGAAAAUACUUUGACAUAGUGUAAUACUUAUGAAAACAAGCAAAAAAAAGUCUUAAUAAAUAUGGGUAAUAACUAUUAAUUUCAAUGCUACGAGAUAUUUUUCUCAAUAAGACAUUACUUUCGACAUUACGUUCAAUCAACACACACUUAGGCACAUUUUUUCAUACAAUUGUGUACACGACAAUCCUGCCAUUUUUCUAAUCUUUUACUUAUAUACUAUACUUUUAUACACUAAGCGAUAACUAUGAAAUGAAUGGUUUUUCAACCCAAGUUUAUUAAGACGUUUUUCCUUGUUUUCACGAGUAUUAUAUGCUCUUAAAGCUUUUCCCCGGCUCUUUUUUAUACACCCUUUAUAUACCCGUGCUUAAUUUACAGAAAAUUAAAGCAGCAGGAAAGUGAAGACGAAGAAUAUAAAGUACAAAGGGAAAGAAGAAAGAAGAAAUACACUACUGAAAGAAGCAAUGUAGCUACUGAUUA